This is a messenger RNA of Fusarium vanettenii 77-13-4, 555 nucleotides long. RefSeq lists its product as uncharacterized. The transcript has a single exon. The record is from RefSeq and is a predicted model, not a curated record. The annotation marks the transcript as partial. NCBI's taxonomy places the organism in Eukaryota, Fungi, Ascomycota, Sordariomycetes, Hypocreales, Nectriaceae.
CCUCGCCCGGAGCGAGGGGUUAAAAGACAACAGAUCGAUCGGACGCUCUCAGAGAACUUCAAACACUACGGUCACUGGGGAUAUGCUAUCCACCGCACAUACUACAGCCCCGAAUCUGACGAACACUGGGACAUGUUGCUCGACGCUUUGACACGGCAAAUCUAUCUUGCACUUGGAUACGUCGGCACUGAUGAGAUGUAUGACCACGAAGUGAGUCAGGGAAGCCGGAGAAGCCCUUACCGGGAAAGUCGAGAAGCAUACACGAAGGAUUUGGAGCGACUCAAGAAGCUAUUUCAUCUUGAUCCCCACGAGGAUCCGGCGCUGCUCAAUGGCCUGGAUGUUGGUCAGCUUCGAGAGGUGUGUUCCAAGGAGCACGCUGAGGCGGAAAAGACGAUGUCGGGGGGGCGAUUCAAAUUCGCCCUUUUCGCUGAUGAGACGGUUCUCAAGGAUAUUGCAAGAGGAGAGUUCGUCGUGAAGGUGGUCCAAUACGACUGGCGAGAGGGUUUCGGAGACUGGGGUUGGAUGAGGAUCCCGACGGGCUAUUUGCCGGAGCUU